AUCGCGAGCAUUUCUUCCCAAAAGUCCAAGCCAAAAAAGCUUCGAUUGCCUUCUAUUGAAAGCAGGAUCGACGAAUCGAAUCGAAUCAAGUUCUUCUGAUUAUUAAGAAUUUUUUUAUGCUGAUGAUUCCAUUGAUUUCAGAGAUCCAAUUGUUCCCGCCGGCUGAAGAAAUUAUUUCGCUGGAAUCAUCUUCGAGUUUCUCUGUCGAUUCAGCUUAGCAUUCGUAGAUUCUUCUAAUAAAUGGGAGACUCAUUUCAAACUCCUGGCUUGAUAAGAAACUAUGAAUCGACUAGUAGUAGGAAACGUUUGAUUGCUUCAGCCGCAAAGUCCUUUUCACCAAUAACUUCAAAGCAAAUAGCUUCAAUAAAGCAUGGUAGAUUUGGAAGAGGGACUGCUGCUCAAGUAGCAUUGUUUUUACUAAAAAUUGCUGCACUAGAGAUGGUUCGCAGGUUCUCAAGAGCCAGGUGUCCAUUUUUAUGGUCUGGUCUGCAAGUUUUGCAAGUUCUCUGCUAUUCACCAUUCAAGUGGAUUCAAAGAUGGAAACCUUUGAAGGUUUUGGUCAAGGGCAUGAAGGUAUUAUCAAGGCCAUUAUUAGUUCUCUCUAUCACGACUGCUUUCUCUGAUCAAUCAGGGAGCUGUAAUGUUACCUCAGAUGGUACCGAAGAUUCUAUUGGCCUUAAUGAUUCUCCUGCAGUUCCAGAAUCGCAUGCUGAGUUUCCAUCUGUACAAUCUACUCUGGAUACAAGGACUUGUGAUGAAGCCCAACAAAACCUAUCAUCUCCGAAUUGGUUGCUUCGGCUUCAUGCAGAGCUGGGAAAACAGGGGAUUAGUUUACCAGAAAGAAUUAAUGAGGAUGAACUCCACAGAUUUUAUAAUGCUGCAAAUGGUGAUUUUCCAUGCAUGCUGUCAUCUGUUAAGAAAACAAUCCGUUGGAGGGAGACUUAUAGAAUUCUAUCUAGAAAAGAACUUAAGAUGUGGUCCAGUAUGGUCUUCUGGCAUGGAGUUGAUUUGAGCCAUCGACCUUGCCUUAUUGUCCGCCUUGGGCUAGCUUGCAUCGGUUUGCCAUCCAAUGAAAGACCUCGCUUUGUUCAAGCUGUUGUAUCUCAGGUGGAGCACGGGAUCCUGCAUUUGGUUGACAGCGAAAAUCCUCAAAUUACAGUUUUAGUUGAUUGUGAACGGCUGUCUCCUCUGCGAUUGCCCAUGCAAAUGGUGAGAACGUGUUCUGUUCUUCUGCAAGAUCACUUCCCAAACCGUCUUGGCUCUCUCUUUGUUAUACGGCUUCCUCCUGUUGUUCGUAUCAUGGCACAAACUUUUAUUCAAGUACUGAAACCUGUCACUAGGCAAAAGGUGAAAGUUGAAGGGGAAAUGUACCAAAAUGUUCUUUCCGAGUACCUUCAGACACUCCCAUCAUAUCUUGGAGGGGAAUGCACGUGCAUGACAUGUGGAAACCUUAACAUGGGCAACAUGCAACAACCUUGUAUUAACGGGGAGACGAAUGAAGGAGAGGCAAAUGCCGAUUUCAGUAGUGGUGAGGAUCUGCUAUCCCUCCAUCCAAGUAGUCAAACCGAUAUGCACAUGAAUAAUAACUGUGACCAGGUCUUGAGAUCUGCCAUGGUUGGUAUCCUCAUCUUCUCAGUUUUGAUUGCUUUCUUUGCUGGAUUUUUUGAUCCUGAAACUCGUCCUGUUUUACCCCCCUUGAGGUAAGAAUGUACCCCAACCCUUCCGAUUUUAUUUCGAAUCUUCAUCUGGUAGUUGCUGCAUAUUAGGACCAAUGGUUGGUGGCAAAGCUUGAUUGCACUGUUAAAAGGAGUGCAUGUAAUAGCUCCUCUUACUGAUGUCUCUUUAUUAUUGUUGUUGUUUUCAGUUAUGGGCUAAACUACAUACCCAAGAAUUCUAUUCUCGUACCCAUAAAUUCUCUAUUUUUGAUAAUCGGGUAAUUAGAUCUAAUAUAUG
Ilex paraguariensis (yerba mate) is the source of this 1953-nucleotide messenger RNA. The record is from the annotation of a GenBank genome assembly. NCBI's taxonomy places the organism in Eukaryota, Viridiplantae, Streptophyta, Magnoliopsida, Aquifoliales, Aquifoliaceae.